CAAUUCGACCCCUAGCCUGGGAACCUCCAUAUGCCGCGGGAGCGGCCCAAAGAAAUAGCAAAAAGACAAAAAAAUAAAUAAAUAAAUAAAAAUAAAAAAAUUAAGAUCUAUCAUAACCAGAUUUACAGGGAAAUUUUUAAAUUUUGAAUGCACGUAUUAGAAAAGAAAGAUUAAAAUCAGUAAUCUAAGCUUUCAUCUGAAAAAGCUAGGAAAAGAACCAAUCAAGUACAAAUCAAAUAAGAACACAAACACAUAGUAUAUAAAUAAACAAAUAAAUACAAUAGCUGACAAAGGUACAACCAAGAAAGUCAAUAAAACUGAAAGCUGAUUCUUUGUAGUAAUUAAUAGAUUAAAAACUCUUAGUAAGACUAAUAAUAAAAGAAAACAUCAAUUACCAAUUUCAGGUAUAAAAAAGGAACAUCACUACCAAUCCUACAGAUAUUAAAAAAAUGAAAAGGGAUACAUGAACAACUGCCAAUAAAUUUGACAAUUUAUAUAAAUGUAAAACAUUUUAAAAACACAACUUGCUAAAACUGAAAUAAGAAGAAAUAGGAAAUGUGAUUAGUCACAUCUAUCAAGUAAGUUAAACAUUAUUAAAAACCUUGCCACUCCAGUUCAGACUAGUGAAUUCUUCCAAAUACUCAUGCAAUAAUUAACACCAAUUUAUACAAACUCUUUCAAAGGACUGAAAAAUAGAAACUAUUACCCAAAUCACUUGGGUGCUAGCAUAACUUCAAUGGAUUACAACAUCCAAACCUAAAUACGAUGUUAUAAGAAAGGAAAAUGAGAGGCCAAUCUCCUUUAUAAACAGAUGGAAAAAUUCGUAACAAAAUAUCAGUAAAUAAAAUUCAGAAAUAUAUAAAAGGGAAAUGAUAAGUUAUGAGAAAAUUGUGUUAUUUUAGGAAUACAAAAGCAAUUUAUUAUUUGAAAAUUGAUCAGUUUAAUUGAUAUCAUUAACAGAUAAAAGAAAAAUCAUUUGACUAUCUCAAAGAAUAGAGAAAAAGUCACUUGCUAAAAUUCAGCACACAUUCAUGGUAAAAUUGUUUGCAAACUGAAAAGAAGGGAAUUUUCAGAAUGUAUUUUAAAAUCUACAGUAAGCAUUGAAGAAAAAGAAUAAAACUUGACUUACCCAUCAGAUAAUGAAAUUUAUGAAGCACAGUAAUUGAGACAAUAUGGUAUUGCUGAAUAAACAAAGAGAAGAAUGAAAAAUAAGACUUGAAUAAACCUAUCGUCACCUGAUUUAUGAAAAAAAUGACACUUCAUAAACAUGGGGAUUGGAACGUCUUUUCAGUAGAUGGUACAAAGUCAUUUAGAUAGUUAUAUGAUAUCAAAAAAAUAAUUUGAUCCUAUCAUUCAUAUGAAAAAAUUAAUUUUACAUGGAUUAUAGCUCUAAAUGUGAAAAGCUAAGUAGUGGAUUUUUCAAAAACACCAUUACAACAAGUUUCAUGAUUUUGGCAUAUACAAGGCUUUAAAGAGAACACAAAAAAUUCUAACCAUAACUGAAAAAUAUUUAAAAAAAUAAGUUCAGUUUUAUUCUUCAGAGAUAUCACAGGAAAAUUAAAAUGUAAGCCAUAAAUGGAAGAAGAUAUUUGCAAUACAUACUUCUGAAAAAGUACUUAUACCCAGAAUAUGUAAGAAGCUUCUAAAGACCAUUAAGAAAAAAAAGGGGAAAUGCCCUAACAAGAAAAAUAGACAAAAAGACUUAGGCACUUCACAAGAAUGCACCCUAGAAAAAUAAACAUGUGGGCGUUCCCACUGUCGGGUUAUGAACCGGACUAGUAUCCUUGAGGACCCAGGUUUGAUCCCUGGCCUCACUCAGUGGGUUAAGGAUCUGGCAUUGUUGUGAGUUGUGGUGUAGGUGACAGACACAGCUAGGAUCCUGGGUUACUGUCGCUGUGGCCUAGGCCUGAGACUGCAGCUCCAAUUCAACCCCUAACCUGGGAACUUCCAUAUGCCUCUGGUGCAGCCCUAAAAAGCAAAAGGAAAAAAGAAACAUGAAAAAUGAACUCAAUUUAAUUAACCACUGGGAAAAAUACUAAUUAAAGUUAACAUUAUAUAGCCACAUACCAGAGUGUUCAAAAUUAAACAACAAUAUCAGAUGUUGACAAGGGUAUGGAUAUGGAGCAACUAGAACUCCCACUCUUUGCUAGUUUUUGUAAAACCAUAUUUGAAAACUGUUUUGCAAUAUCUAUUAAGGCUAAAUAUAUGUACACAUCUUGAAGCACCGCAUUCUAGUUCCUAGGACUAUAUUAAACAUAAAUGCACACAGACAGGAAAAGACAAAGAUGUUCACAGCAGCACUACUCAAAAAACCCCACCCUGAAAAAUCCCAAUGUCCAUCAACUGGAGAAUAGAAAAACACAUUGUGAUAUAAUCAUACAAUAGAAUAACAGAAAACAAUGUAUAAUAAAAUAAAUUAGAACAGUACAUAACAGAUGGAUUUUACAAAGGUAGUGUUGAGUGAAAGACGCCAAACACAAGAGUAAUACUCUAUAACUCCCUUUGUAUAAAAGUUCAAAAAAGACCAAAAAAAAAAAAAAAAAGCAGCAGCAGCACCUAUGGUCAUAGAAAUCAGGAGAGUGCUUACCUUUGGGGGGAAGGUAAGGAUCAGGCAAUGAAAAGAGAGGGCUCCUAGGGUUUUAGUAACAUUUUAAUUUACGUUCUGCUUAAAAGUGUGUUCACUUUCUGAUAAUUUAUUGAGCUAUACACUUAUGAUGUUCCCUUUUCUAAUGUGUUGUGAUUAAACAUAAAAAUAAUUUUGUAAAACUGUACACUUUUGUAGACAUCCAUUAUUACUUAUUUCUUGUAUAUAAUCAAAUAAGAAUCCCACAAAAAUAUAUUUGUGUACUCAAAAUGUAUUUUAUGAGGAAUACUAAUAUAUCAUUUCACUGUGUUCCUAAAAGUAUUCUUUCGCUGGAAAUUAACAAAUGAUUAUUUAGAACUUCCAGUAAAAACUAGACAUAUGAUCAGGAGCAUUUCUGUGACUUAAAAGGAAACUUAGUGAUGCCCACCAAGAGUUUUGGAAUGAGAGGUAAAUACUAUAUGCAAUAGUAACCUAAGGACGCCUGGUGGCGCUGCAGGCUAGGAGUAUGAGGGAAAGACUCUGUGGCUGUACAACACGCCUUUAAACUAGGAAUCAGAAUUCGGAAUGCUUCCUAAAAGAAGGAAGCAUUUUAGGGAAGAUCUAGGGGCAGAGAUCUUCAGAGAGGACAUCCUUCUAGUGCAAGUCAGUAAGAAAGAUUUGCUUCGAGUUUGUUGUUUUAAGGAAAUCGUCUGAGUUGACUGCAUACAAUUGAAGAAAUUGCACCUUCUUGAACCUGAUCUGAACAAUGGAGAUUCCGCCAGCAAAAACGCUACAGAAAAGGCAAGUUUUCUUUCUUGUUAUAUUGUUAUUUUGGUGGGAGGCUGGCUCUGAAGCAAUCAGGUAUUCUAUGCCAGAAGAAAGAGAAAGUGGUUCCUUUGUGGCCAACCUGGCAAAAGACCUGGGGCUCGGGGUGGGGCAACUAGCCACGCGGGGUGCGCGAAUCCAUUACAAAGGAAACAAACAGCUCCUGCAGCUCGAUGUAAAGACCGGGGAUUUGCUUCUAUCUGAAAAAUUAGACCGAGAGGGGCUGUGUGGGGCGACAGAUCCCUGUAUACUGCAUUUCCAGCUGUUACUGGAAAACCCGGUGCAGUUUUUUCAGGCUGAGCUGGAGCUCACAGAUAUAAAUGACCAUUCCCCAGAAUUCCCAGACAGGGAAAUGCUCCUAAAAAUCCCAGAGAACGUCCAGCCAGGGGCUGUGUUCCCUUUGAAAACAGCUCAGGACCUUGACAUAGGGAACAACACCGUUCAGCGCUACGCAGUCAGCCCCAACUCCCACUUCCAUGUCGUCACUCAUAAUCGCGGAGAUGGCAGAAAGUUCCCAGAGCUGGUGCUGGACAAAGCAGUUGAUCGGGAGGAGCAGCCCAAGCUCAGCUUAAUACUCUCGGCGCUGGACGGCGGGGCUCCGCCCAGGUCCGGGACCACUGCAGUCCGCAUUGAAGUCGUGGACAUCAAUGACAACGCCCCUGAGUUUCUACAGUCGCUCUACGAGGUGCAGAUCCCAGAGAACAGCCCCCUAAACACCUUAGUUGCUGCGGUCUCCGCCCGAGAUUUAGAUGCAGGAACAAAUGGGAAUGUAGCCUACGCUCUCUUCCAAGGGGAUGAAGUGACUCAACCAUUUGUAAUUGACGAACUAACUGGAGAGAUUCGUCUGCAGAGAGCACUGGAUUUUGAGGAAACUCAAAGGUAUACCGUAGAGAUUACAGCCACAGACGGCGGGGGCCUUUCAGGAAAAUGCACUGUAGCUAUAGAGGUGGAGGAUGUGAACGACAACGCCCCCGAACUGACCAUGUCCACGCUGGUCAGCUCUACCCCCGAAAACUCCCCAGAGACGGUGGUGGCCGUUUUCAGUGUUUCUGACCCAGACUCCGGAGACAACGGUAGAAUGGUUUGCUCCAUCCAGGAUGAUCUCCCCUUUCUCUUGAAACCCACGUUCAAAAACUUCUACACCCUAGUAACAGAGAGGCCGCUGGACCGAGAGGAAAGAGCCGAGUACAACAUCACCAUCACCGUCGGCGACCUGGGGACCCCCCGGCGGCACACCCAGCACAACCUGACCGUGCGCGUGGCCGACGUCAACGACAACGCGCCCGCCUUCAGCCAGCCCGCCUACACCCUGCGGGUCCGCGAGAACAACAGCCCCGCCCUGCACAUCGGCACCGUCCGCGCCACCGACGCCGACGCGGGCGCCAACGCCCAGCUCACCUACUCGCUGCUGCCGCCCUCCGACCCGCACCUGCCCCUCGCCUCGCUCGUGGCCAUCAACCCCGACACCGGCCAGCUCUUCGCCCUGCGCGCCCUCGACUACGAGGCCCUGCGCGCCUUCGACUUCCAGGUGCGCGCCGCCGACCGCGGCGCGCCCGCGCUCAGCAGCCAGGCGCGGGUGCGCGUGCUCGUGGCCGACGCCAACGACCACGCGCCCGUCGUGCUCUACCCGCCGCCCAACGCCUCGGCGCCCUGCACCGAGCUGCUGCCCCGGGCGGCCGAGCCGGGCUACCUGCUCGCCAAGGUGGUGGCGGUGGACGGCGACGCGGGCCAGAACGCCUGGCUGUCCUACCGGCUGCUGCAGGCCACCGAGCCCGGGCUCUUCGGCGUGGGCGCGCACAGCGGCGAGGUGCGCACGGCCCGGCCGCUGAGCGAGCGCGACGCGCCCCGGCAGCGGCUGCUGCUGCUGGUGCGGGACCACGGCGAGCCGCCGCUCUCGGCCAGCGUCCCGCUGCACGUGCUGCUGGUGGACGGCUUCUCGCAGCCCCACCUGCCGCCGCCCGAGGCCCCCGGCCGGGCGCCGGGCGCCGGCGCGGACGAGCCGCUCACCGUCGCCCUGGUGGGGGCGCUGGCGUGCGUGUCGGCGCUGCUGGUGGGGGCGCUGCUGGCCUUGGCGGCGGGGCGGCUGUGCCGGCGGGGCGGGGCGGCCUCGGCGGGCUGCGCGGGGCCCGCGGAGGGCGGCGUCCCGGGCCAGCUGCUGGACGUGGGCGGCACGGGCACCCUGGCCCACGGCUACCGCUACGAGGUGUGUCUGGCGGGGGGCUCCGGGUUAGAUGAGUUUAAAUUCUUGAAGCCAAUUCUCCCCAGUGGUCUGGUUCAAGACAUUGGGCAGGACUAGUGCAAUUCUCCAAUUGCAAGAAUAGCUUAGGUUUCAUUAACAGAAAGCAUGAAAAACUCAUUGUUUGGCUACAAAUGUUUUCUUUUCAAUGAAGGCUCUUGAGUUGAUACAGUAUUUUGUUUAUAUAUUGACUUUACUAAUUAAUCGUUGCAUGUUCUUUUUUCAUCUGCUUCCUAUCUUUUCAAACCAGGCUUAUUGCCUCUAUUUAAAUAGGUGAGCAAAAAUAAAUGCUUUAUCUUUUAACGAUGAUUUCAGAUAGGUUUAUUUAAGAUGUUUGUUUCAAAUUCUAUAUCCAAAGCAAUGCAGAGAGAAUUCUGAACCCCCAGUCUUAGACUCUACCCUGUUGAAUGUAGUCAGAUAAUGUUCUUUAUAUAAUACUCUAAAGCAGCUUCGUUGUGGUUAAUGAAGUAGGUAGAUAAAAAUGUUUUAGGAUGUACCAUUUUACGUUUUACCAUCUUUUAGGGUUUUAGUACUCAAAUAAAACUGAUGCAUGUAA
This is a messenger RNA of Sus scrofa (pig), 6180 nucleotides long. Lineage: Eukaryota; Metazoa; Chordata; Mammalia; Artiodactyla; Suidae. The record is from RefSeq and is a predicted model, not a curated record.